GGAGGAGUCGCGCGUGCGCAGUCUCAUCGUGACCUCGCUUUGUUGCACUAAAACACGCGCUAUCGCAAGCUCACAUCAACUCGAUGACGAAAAUCGAAAUUUAAACUAUAUCUUUUAUAUAAAUAAUGAAAUGUUUGUGUAAAUAAUAGUUUAUGAUCUACAAUAAUGUAAAAAGUGCUACAAAUUAUAUAAAGUUAUUUUAAAAGUAAUGCAAAAUACAAUGUACUUAGUAGGCGUGAGUAAUUGAGACUUAACAUGCUCUAGUUUGACAUUGCAGCUGUCUACAGUUUUUUAUACAUGUGAUGAUUGGCGGCGUAGAGAGCGGUUCUACCCGCAUACGCCCUUUGUCUGGGGGAUUCUGGACGCUUCUCUCAUGGCUGCGCGGUGAGGAGCACUCCGCCUCCAGCGAGAGCAUUUCCAGCGCCGGCUCAGACCUUACGGCCGUCAGUUUUGCAUUCUUAGCACCGACUCAUUAUCAUUCCACCACUGCACCUCUGGUUGUGCCACCUCCAGGACCACCCACUGACUCGUACAAAAAAAGAGUACGUGAACGAAAUUUACGACGCCAGUAUGAUCGAGACAUUACCCUUCAUCGUAAAUAUGGUCUCUUUAGAGGUGAAAACGCAGUGAAUUUCGACAUUCAUAGUCUGCCGCCCUUUCGUAGGGUUGGAACUGUGAAAGAUUGGAAAGAUCGAGAACGAAGGGCUGCGAGUGAGUGCCAUCAAAGGAGAACAGCCCACGUACCAGGGAAGCGCCGUGCGCCACCUCCGCCCUCAAGAAUACCGGCUGCACCUGACGUUAUUGCAGUCCCAGCGAGCACUACUUACCGACGGCAUUCAAGAAAGCGCCCUGCACCGAAGCCUCCUAGCCAAACUACUGGUCAAACAAAUAAAAUAAAAAAUAUAUUUAUGGACGAAAACAACAAAAUUAAUAUGAACCAAUCAAAUAGCCCAGCGAUACGACCGUUAACCUCAUUGGGUUUAGAAUGUAAGCAGGAAAAGUAUAUUAAAAAGGAAAUGAAUUUGAAGGACGUUAAAAUGAGACCAGAAAAAAGCUUUUUAAAACAGAUUUUUGAAAACAAAAAAAGGAAUUCUGCUGUUGAUACAUCAUUGGUAAAAGUACUGCCCAGCAUAAGUGAAUUAGACCAACAGGCUGCUGAAAUUAUUGAGACCUCAAGGUUAAGAAAACUAAAUCAAACAAAUCAACAAGGAAUUGGUACAGAGUGUGUUUGGUAUUGCAUUAAGUGUUCGAGAAAGUACGAUAAAUCUGUAGACGCUUGUAUGCUCUGUAAUAUAAAAAAAAAUGUGUCAUGUAAGUCUGCGGGCAGCGGGAACAAAUUAACGAUUUAUACCCAAACAGAACAAGAAUCACCUAGCCAAUCUACAAGUAACGACCAUCAAAUGGACGAAAAACAAAAAUUGAAAGAAAUGUUAAAGGAAAUGAAAGAUUCUCUACCAAAACGUACAAAACUUGAUAAUCUAAAAAAGGAUCAAAAAAAUCUAAGCAAAGUUAUUAUGCCUUCUAUUGAAACUCCGACAUUACCAAUAGGUUCUGGUAUUGAGCGCACUAUUGGCCCACAAAAUAAACCAACUCUUAAUAACCAGCCUUCCAAAAAAUCGGAAUCUAAAGUAUUAAUGGUCCAAUUCAAUGAAACGAAUAUGCACCAACCUCCUAAACUUGACGAAAGGAAAACUGACUUGAACAAACAACCUAUUCAAUUAUCCAAUAAUGAAAGAAAAGCACUCAACACACCACUUAAAAUUUCAUCUUUAUUAAAUCCCAUUUAUAUCCCGAAACCAAAUGGUUUACAUCAAGAUCAAUUGCGAAAAGUAUCUUCAUCGUCAGAAAUUAAGCAUUUACCGGAAAAGAUAGAAUCGACUACCGAUCCAAUAUAUGUAAAAACUGCUGAUGCUGUACGAGAUAUUUUGUUGAACUCGGUAGCCGGUACAUCGCCAAAGACUCCAUCACAUGUGCCUAAACAUAAGCAUAUCACAGAUAGAUGCAAUAAUGUGUACACGGACGACGAACAAAGCACUUCCACUGUUGCCAAUAAAUCGAACGAAAUUAAACUCGCUACUACUAAAACAAAUAAUAUAGAUAAAAUAAAUAACCACUCCAGACGCCGAGAUUUAGUCAACCAAUUAGAAAAAUCUAUAGCAAAUGGAGAUGAACGCGCUGCUGCUGAAGCAGCGAUGAAAUUAGCGCAGUUGCGUUUAUCUUGUUCCGUAUUAUCUUUUUCCUCUCAAAUUUUACAAAAUUCUCAAAAUCCUCCGCAUAAUGUAUUAAAUAAUAUCACCACACCCGAAGCAGAUCAUGCCAUGAAUAAAUCAAUUCCCACUUCUGUUGGUAGAAGUUCAAUACUAUCAAAAGAAAGUCCAGUUAAGAUUGAUCCUCUGAAGUCUAAUCUAACGGAAAAUAAUAAAAAGGGAUUAAAAAGUCACGAUGUUUCAACCUCAACCAACAAUAUUCUGAUACAAAAAAAUAAUAGAUUAUCUACUGAAGUUGCCACUGAAAUAAAAAAUCUACCUCUUAAAGUCGAAGAACUACCGAACCAGUCUACUUCUAACGAUUCUGGAACUUUAGCACAAGGUAUCCAAAGCAAAAGUGAAUCAACAAGAUCAACAAUUCUUGAUAGCAAAAAUAAAACAGAUGAUAAUGUAUCGGAAACACUUGCACAGCCUUCAACUUCUAAAGACAUGAACAAUGCGGAUAGCAACGUCAAGUCGAUCGCUGUUUGGAUAGAAGACAAGGAAAAGGCACAUGGACCCCUUCGCUUGCGGAUCACAAUCAAUGCCAACGUUGGAGAGUUGAGGCGACGAGCUGAGCAAACUUUAGGUCUACCGAUGCGAUUGCAGCGCUGGAUUGUCGGCAAAGAACUGUGUAACAGCGACGACACCGCACUCGUAUCUCUUGCUGGUCCAGGCCUUGAUGUGCCAUUCUACCUUUGUGUAGUGGAAUGUGAUGAAAAUGUACAAAAUCAGAUACGCGAUUUAUGCCAAGAUACAGCUAAAACCGAGCUUAUGAACAAUACUGAUAAAAUUGGAGAGAAAUCAACCGACGUAUACAACGAAUUGGUUCAACUGGAACGUCAAGCUGUUGUUCCUAACGUUGAAGCGUUCGUAUGCGAUAUAUGUAUUGAGGACUGCGCACCCGGCGACGGGGUAGUGUUGCGUGAAUGUGCACAUUCUUUCUGUAGACCCUGCCUCGUCGAUGUGAUCCGCCAUUACGAAGAGCCAGCAGUAGCAUGCCCUGCUAUGGGAUGUAUUGGAUUGUUGCAUGAACGUGAAAUACGAGCAUUAGUCAGCCCCGAGGACUAUGAGAAGUGGUUGAAUCGUGGAUUGGCAGCGGCGGAGAGUGGAACUCGAAACGCGUUUCAUUGCCGCACACGCGAUUGUACGGGCUGGGCGCUUUGCGAUACUGGUGCUCGGCGCUUCCCCUGUCCCGUAUGCAAGCACAUCAAUUGUGUGCCAUGUCAAGCAAUACACGAAGGCGAGACAUGUGAGCAGUAUCAAACGAAACUAAAGACUGCAGCUUUGGCCGACACCGCAGACCAAACGGACGAGGGGACCCGAGCGUUGAUAGAGUCUCUUAUUAGUCGCGGAGAAGCUUUGCAAUGCCCUGAAUGUAACGCCGUUAUCACAAAGAAAUGGGGCUGCGAUUGGGUGAGAUGUUCUGCGUGCAAGACGGAGAUAUGUUGGGUGACGCGCGGGCGACGCUGGGGCCCCGCCGGCCGCGGCGACACCAGCGCCGGCUGCAAGUGUGGCGUCGACGGGAAACGAUGCCAUCCUUCUUGUGCCUAUUGCCAUUGAGAUUUUAAGAGCUUUCUCAGAAGAAUGCCGAAACGAGUAAAACUCGAUUAUAUAAAGAAUGCGGUUUCAAGUAGUAUCACAUAUAAUAAACUAUUGUAGUGUGAGAAUUAAAGUACAUACCUAGCUAUCAAUCGUUGCCUACGUAUUAAUCUUGUCGUAUAAAGGAGAUUGCUCAAAUUGGCCUAAAUGCAUAAAAAAUAUUGACAUACAUUACUAUACACAAGACAUUUUAUUAGUACAUAAGUAAUUUAUAAUUUAAUUUACAGUCAUUGGAUUUCAACGGACACCUUUGUUUAAUAUAUUUACUUUAAAAAGGACUUUUAAUUUUACCGGUUUGGAAAACAUACGAAUCAUUUUAAAUGGCUAUGGGUGUAGUAACAUUCAGCCAAAGACUGAUCGAAGUUGUUUAUAUAACAUAAAAACAAAUCUUUUUUGUAAAGAUCGAUAAAAUAAGUCAUUUUUUUUAUUACACUGUGGUAUUAAUAUCCACAACUAUAUUAUCAUUUUCACUAGAUGCAAAUGUGCUUAGACAAUUAUUAUAGACGGUAGGCGACAUCAUAAAGUCUAUUGCCAUACAGUUUUCGCCAAACACCUCCAUAAACACAUUAUAAUCUGUAUAUAUGUUAGACUUUAAGGUAUCUGGGCCUACGUUCCCUGACUAUAAAUUAAUAAAUAAAAUUAUAAGGUGUGAUACACUAAAAUUCUAAAAUAUGGUUAUCUUAAAAACAUAACAAAAAUAAUGAAGCUACUGAAUAUAUGGCUAUAGAACCUUUAGGUCUAUAAAAUCUCUUGGCUUGCUUUGGUUAACGAGAGUUUAAAAAUUCUCUCUAAUCUGUGGCUCAUUCACAAUCAUCACACAGUUUCUGUCACAGAGUACCUUAUUAUAACCGGAAAUGACACCUGAUUUUAAAAUUUACUCUUAUGAAUUAACUUUAAAAACAGGCAACUAUCUGUUAAUCUACAUGCUCUAUAUACCUGAAUCUAAUCCAUAAUUUCGGUACUUGGCUUGAUUUCCCUAGUUUACUAUAUAACUUAUUUGUUUUUUAUUAUUUUAAUAUGUUCAGUGUAUAU
Chilo suppressalis (striped riceborer) is the source of this 4880-nucleotide messenger RNA. The record is from the annotation of a GenBank genome assembly. NCBI's taxonomy places the organism in Eukaryota, Metazoa, Arthropoda, Insecta, Lepidoptera, Crambidae.